GGCAUGCCGGGGGGAGCCGGGCUCCGGAGCAGGGUGGCGAGCGGCUUCCCGCGCCGCGGGCCCCGAGGGCGAGGGCGGCCGGAGAGGGACGAGGAGGCGGCCGCCCUCCUGGAGCGCCCGGAGAGCGAGAACGAGGAGGCGAGCGGGGCGAGCGGGCGGCACCGCGGGGCCCGCAGAGCGCGGAGGGCGCACCUGGCCGCGCUGCCCGAGCGCUACGAGCCGCCGGAGGAGCCGGCGCCAGCCGAGAGGCCCGCGAGGAGGCACCGGCAGAAGCUGAAGAAGUGCGGCAAGAACGUUGGCAAGGUCAUCACCAAAGGAUGCCACUACAUCUUCCUUGGCCUGCAAGGCUUCGCCGCGGCCUACGCCUCCCCCUUCGGGGUGGCCACCAGCGUGAUGUCCUUUGUGCGUUAGUGGGAGCUGCUGGGCCAGGUGCCACGAGCCCCAGUGGAAGCCGUUGCUCCGGGGACGGUGUGAAUCCGGGAGCGUUUCAGACUUGAACUCACAGAAUACUUGCAAGAGAAAAAAAAUGUCUGUCUUUGUUGAACUGGAUGAGUGUUGUGAAUGAGUCGUCUUGCCCAUCUGCUGAGCUUCUCACGAUUCUUGGACACAAAUGGACACAGUGGACAAUCCCACAGAGAAGUAGGCCGAGGUUAGGUUUGGGAUCGGAAUUAUGUGGUUUGCUAAAGCCGGAGCCGUCACAUGAGGGUGGCAGGCGCUGGCGUGGCAGUGAGCAUGUUAGGCUCGAGCCGUGUGGGUGGUAGCAGAGUGGCUGUUGUGAGGGGAAGGGAUGUUGACCUGGAGUCAGAUGAUUUGCUGGAUUCUCCUGGAAAGGUCGCAGCUGAUGGGCGGCCCUGAGGGCAGCUAAGGAGCCAUUUACUUCUGAAGUCAUUCUCCCCCUUCGCCUUCCUCCCCACUCUGUCACCAGGAGUUUAAUUACAGGCUUCAGAGGGAGGAAGGAAGAAAACAUCUCUUUGAAGGCUGUGAUGCUUUGAAGACUGUUGACAGUGUGUCACGACAGUCUGAAGUAGAUAAAGGCCUGUUGUUCUCACCCAUCUCUACCUGGAUGUGUCUGGCCAGGAGGAGGGGCAAGUUCAGGUGCAGGCUAGGGGCUGGGGCAGAUAUCCAAGGAGCUGCCCCCAAGGGCUGCUGUGCCCAGUGCUGCCCAGUCCUGCCUGCCAUGCGUGUGGGGCUCUCCAGACUCCCCUGCAGACGUGUGGCCUGCUGUGCUCAGUGGCCUCCCCGCAGCUCACCCCUGACAGCUGCUCAGCCCCUCUCUAUGCCAGUCCAUGUGAGGGUGCUUUGUCCUGGGAUGUGGAGGCUGAGGGAGGGCAGAGUGAAGCGUGGAUCUGAAGAGGGAACAGUAUGGAGGAGCAGGUGCAAAGGUAGCAGAAACGAGGCAAGAGGACGCUGCGACGGGGAUG
Messenger RNA from Cynocephalus volans (Philippine flying lemur), 1421 nucleotides. RefSeq names its product chromosome 11 C1orf115 homolog (gene C11H1orf115). The transcript has 2 exons. Bases 4 to 411 code for a protein of 135 amino acids. The record is from RefSeq and is a predicted model, not a curated record. NCBI's taxonomy places the organism in Eukaryota, Metazoa, Chordata, Mammalia, Dermoptera, Cynocephalidae.